Frankliniella occidentalis (western flower thrips) is the source of this 4640-nucleotide messenger RNA. It is a transcript of the gene Mtp, whose product is annotated as microsomal triacylglycerol transfer protein. Gene Ontology annotation, biological process: lipid transport; lipoprotein metabolic process. Gene Ontology annotation, molecular function: lipid binding. Bases 358 to 3093 code for a protein of 911 amino acids. The transcript is spliced from 15 exons. Gene Ontology annotation, cellular component: basolateral plasma membrane; endoplasmic reticulum; Golgi apparatus. The record is from RefSeq and is a predicted model, not a curated record. Lineage: Eukaryota; Metazoa; Arthropoda; Insecta; Thysanoptera; Thripidae.
GUCAUGUCCACCCCCAGCCCGCGAGUCACACGUCGGCCCUCCGCUCGUCCCGGGCCGGCGGGGCUCGCGGCGUGGGUCCCCCUCGCCGCCCGCGCCCCGCCGAGGCCCUGGACUUGGGCCACUCAAGCUCUCUGCAGUGGCACUCUGGGACGCGAUACGGACAGUAGAGGCUGACCCGACCCGUCGCCGACACGUCGCCUUCGCCAGCACGACUCUCGACGGCGCGCCCCGCGCGGCCACGACACCCGUCGCUCUCUUCCAGGUGAUAACACCCAUACCUCAAGACCAGCCUCCAAAGAAUGUGUUGGACUGCAACCAGCUAAACUGAAGUAAACAUUUUGUCCCGAAGAGUUAACAAUGAAUGUGCGAGGAUUGUGCUGGUUUUGGUGCUGGUGGAGCUGUUGGUGGUGCGGGACCGGAUUCGUUUUACUCUCCUCCUCUGCAGCGGUAGCUGGUUCUGCAAGGCAGUUAGAGCCGGGGAUAGGACUUGUCUACCACUUGACGUCCACUCUCCUACUCAGUGAACCUAGCCUAUCAGGCCCAGCGAAAGAUGUUGGGUAUCAAAUCACAGCCGAUGUUACCAUAGGCACAGUAUGGGCUAGUGGGACGGAUCUUAACAACAAACUAAUACAAAUUGAAAUUGCAAAUCCUCAGCUUCAUAUAAAAUCAAGAAAAGCACCUGCCCCUGAGGGUUUUGUUGCACACUCUUCAGAGUUAGAAAACCUGAAAAAUGGCCCGUACUUUGUUCAUUGGCAUAACGGUAGGAUCGUGAAUAUGUACUUGGCGAAAGAUGAGAUAACAUCAAUUGGCAAUCUCAAAAAAGGCAUUGCUAGUUUGCUACAGUACCAACUAUUAGACUUAGAAACCAAUGAAACCGAUUCCUCUGGAGCAUGCUUUGUAUCAUAUAAAAGUAUUGAUCCAACAACUAUAUUGAAAACUAAAACAGAUUGUAAAUCUACAGAGGGCACACCAUACUCUCAACACACUGAUAAGGUUCUUGGUUCCACUGUUACCUCUAAACGAGAAACUCGGAUUGUUCUCACGCAAGAUAUGUCUGCCUUGCAAUCAGUUGAAACAGACGAGACACAUGUUAUGACAGUAAAUGUUCGACCUGAAGCAGCAAGCCAGGUUCAUGCUACUCAGGAAUUAUCUCUCACAGAAAAUACUGUGAAGGUUGUGCCUUUAAAGGCUGAAGAUGUGCAAUCAGCUGUCAGAAUGGUAGAAAAGAAUUCAGGCCAGUUCUUUGUCCAACAAAGUCUGAUAUUAGAAAGGGAAUCUUUGGUGUGUUCCGACACUACUUGUCCCACUCUUCCAAAAAUGGUAAAAGAAAACCGAGAAGCCCUGGAUGAAAAAUACUUGGGUACAAUUAAAUCAGCCUCUGCUCUUGUCCGCCUGCUUCCAAUCGCAAGAGAAGCCACUUAUGAAGAAUUCAGUAAAGUUUUGAAGAGUGCUGGCAACCAAGACAUAAUACUUGCACUCUGUGAUUUAGCUGGUGCAACACAAACCCUUCCUGCCCACGAAGCAUUUAAGAAAGCCAUAUUCCUAGAUGGUAAAGGGAGUUUGGAUGCAGCAGAACGUUAUCUGUGGGCCUUAAGUGCUGGAGCUCAGCCUAAGUCAGAGAUACUGAUGGACAUUUUACAAUUAAGUGAGAAAUCCUAUGAAGAGGAAAAAUUGUCGGAGACCCUCCUAUUGUCUGUUGGAGCAGUAGCUCAACAUUAUAUGCGACUCCCUCACAGUAAUCCAAAGCUUGGCAGGGAAGUUGUCAAGUCUCUGAGUGCUGGACUUACCAAAUGUGAUACUUCUGAUGAAAUAUGUCAGCUUCGGUACCUACGAGCUUUCCGAAAUCUGGUUUCUCCAGAUAGUGUGUCUCUUUUGUUAACCCAUGCUGUAAAUGGAACUCGUAAAACAACUGUGGCAGCAAUGAAAGCCCUAGUCGAACUUCCCAAAAAAGCUUGGGAUAGAAAGGUUAUUCAGGCCUGUGAGACAAUUUUCCUUCAAAUAGGUCGUCGCUAUGACAGUAGUGCAAGAACAUUGGCACUGGACAUUAUUUUAGAGGGAGAACCAUCCACAAACCAGCUUGAAGAAAUUGUUUUAUAUCUCACAAAACCAGAUCCAGCUUAUGAAGUAAAACAAUAUCUGCUUCAAAGAUUACGUCAGAUAUCAAGCAAGAGAAAAGACUUUGAAGCAAAUAUCAGAAGAAUUUUUGCAAGAGAGGGAUCGAAACUGUACAAUUACCAUGCUUUGGGACAAAGAGGUCUAACAACUGCCUUUACACGUUCAUUCUUGAAUAGCCCUAGUGCCAAUGGAAGCUUGAUUUCUAUUCAAGAAAUAUCAGGGGGUUUACUGAAAAGAGGGAUUGUUGAUGUAUCUGUUGAAAGUGUAGGAGAAAGUAGUAGUAUUUUUACACUUGGCCUGUUUGCUGGAGGAUUGUCAUCCUUUGUCUCUUCAGAUAGUGAAUCUGCUGGUGGAUCAUCCUCUGAAGCCAGUGAAGAUGCAACUGCUGGCAUGGAGAUAUCUCUGUUGGGGGCUCAAAUUCGCCCUUUUGUGUUCUUUACUGGACAAGGAGAACUAAUGGGUCAUGUGUGGUCAGGAACUGCAUCAACACGCACCCCAGCUUUCCAAGCCUUGUCAUUGCUCCAUGACCAUAGAGAACUUCUUCCCCUCCAAACAGGCUUCAUAGCAGACAUCACACUUUUAGGAGGCAUGUCAUUUGAGUUAGCUGGUGAAGUACAAAUCAGUCUUUGGAAUAGAAACGCCCAUUCUCUGGUAGAGAAAAAUGCUGGUCUCUCUCUCACUGGAUUAACUCGAGUUGAUUCUACAUUUGUGAGAAGCCAAGUAGAAUUUAAUCUGGCCACGGAACCACGACUAAACCUCGUCUCCAAUCUUGAUUUCUACAGUGGUAUGGCUUUAUGCAUGCAGUUAAAGCAGCCAGACACAAUUCUCAAGCAUAAUGUGUAUAAGGUAGAAAGAAUUCCUGGAAGUAAACAUAGAUUACGAAAAUCAAAGUACCAAGUUUUCCGCAUCCCUGGCAGGACAUACGCCCUGAACCACAAGAAUAAUGAAAUGUGUAAUGUUAUUUUCAAGGACCAAUAAGAAAAUGUUGAGAUUGUUAUUUUAUACUUAUUGCUAUAUUCUUAGCAAGCUGUAAACGCAAAUUUAUGUCCCUUAUAGGGGUGUCAGUAAUAACUGGAUUUAUUGCUGUCGGUUGUACAUGGUUUUGUGUGCACCAAUUUUGCGCACCAUUUUUCUUUACAAUUUUUACCCCCUAUACAGGGUAUUGAUGUUUUAUUGAAUCAUGAUCUAGCAUGUAAUGCAAUACAAUGCCUUUAUGAGAAUUGCAUAUUAAUGAAGACUGAAUACAUGUAAAGUUGGCUAUUCAACUGAUGUUUUAUAAUACUUAGAGAUCUGUUAUUUAUCUUACAAUUUGCUUUUAGCAAGCAAAUUUUCUUUUCUCCCUUUGAUUUUAUACAAUGUUAGCUCAAACUCUUAAAUAUUUUAGAAUAAUUUUGACCAAAACUUCUGCAAUGCAGAAUUUGGGAUCAGCCAUUUUACUGCAAAAAAUGUAGGCACGGCUGUAAUAGCCAUUUUUCUAGAUUGUUCACAAAAGGAUUGUUCUAUGAAAUUAAAUAACUCAUGGCUGUGUUUGUAAGUGCAACACUCAACAUUGUUGUUGUACGAUUACUCUCCCGUAGAGUACACUAUGAUUUCAAUUCUGUUGGCAAAUGAAGUGUUUCUUGUACUUUUUAGAUUAACUUUUGCCAUAUCAGUUGAUAUUGUGAUUAACCCUCCAACUCUAGCAGAAUUCCCUUCUUGUUGAAGGGAUGUGAUAAUGUCUAUCCACGGAACAUUCCAGUAAUAUUCCAUGCAUUGGGAAUCGGAUAUUUUUAGUAUACAAUGGGGUCUUUUUCCAUUGUUCUUGCAGGAACCGUAAUUUAUUCUUUGCAUAAUGAAUUGUCUACAACUUGAUGUGAUAUGAAUAAAUGUCAGACUGUAAUAUGCUAUAAUUAGUUAAGCCUCCCUUUGGGAGGCAUAUUGCACCUGUCUCAAUGCUGUUUAAAAUAUAAAUAGCAAAGUUAUUACUUUGUAAGCUUCAAGUUGUAUUUUUGUAGGUUGUGAUCACCAUGUUGACUUUGAAUUUGUGCAUUAUACAUUGAAAUGUAUUGUGCUACAAUUUUGUGUUUUCUUAACUAGAGCUUGUACUUUUACAGGUAAGAUUUUUAUUUAUGAUUGUUACAGUGAUGAUGUAAACCACUGAACUGAAACAAAAGUGCAUGUAAAUAUGCUAGUCCUUGUAAGUAAUGUCAUGUAUUUCAGGUCCUGCUGUUAAUAAGCAUACCUGCUUGCCCUACAUGCAACAUGCAAAAAAAUGUUUUUCUGUCCAAUCAAUGAAUAACAUAAUUUAAUUAUGGCCAUGAAAAAAGGUCUUCAGUUGUAUGACUUUGCAUUUGAAACUGCAGCAACUUGAUAAAUUUGUUCUACAUAAAUUCUCAAACUCUUCCACAAAUCCGUUUUUUUUUUAAUUUGUUACCUUUUGCGCCAGAUAUUAUGAUGGGAUUUGCUUAAGCAUGUCUUUAAAAUCGGAAAUCGAUAUUGAUUCAUAUAGGGUCUACUGUUGAAAUAAAUCAAUUCCUACAAAUAUA